Kluyveromyces marxianus DMKU3-1042 is the source of this 1539-nucleotide messenger RNA. RefSeq names its product Ait1p (gene AIT1). The record is from RefSeq and is a predicted model, not a curated record. NCBI's taxonomy places the organism in Eukaryota, Fungi, Ascomycota, Saccharomycetes, Saccharomycetales, Saccharomycetaceae. The transcript has a single exon. Bases 1 to 1539 code for a protein of 512 amino acids.
AUGGCGUUGUUAAGUUAUGCUUCAGAUCUAUUCAUGCCACUUUUCUGUUCUUCCAGAGCAUAUGUGGUAGUGUUUAAUCUGAUUAAUUUGAUAGCAAUAUACGCUGCUGUGUACUGGUCAUCAAGUUUCUUACAAUCAACCUACAACGUACCUGGCAUUUUUGCACCUAAUUCGCAAGACUAUUUUAGGACGUCGUUACUAGGGUUCCUUUCUCCAUUUUUAUUAUAUUUCAUUAAAACAUUCCUUUUCAGUGUUAAUUCCAGUUAUCUGGCUCUCAAUAUUGUUGUUGAGCACUGCAUAAAUGACUGGUUUAUGCUACUGAUUAUUUUCUCUUUGGCAUAUCCUCAAUUACAGGAUUCAACAUCACCAAUUGGAGGGUUUUCGUUCCACUUCGGUAAAACAGACUCCUCAACAGUAUGGCAUAUUAUCCCUAAGCAAUGUUAUAUAUUUGGCAUUUCGUGGUCUUUUAGUGAGGUUGUAAUAAGUGUCAUGGAGACAUUAUAUAACUACGAAGAGGUAAGUUCAUUUACAGAAUCUGACCUGAAGGCAAGUAUGAUGUCAAACACCUCGGAUGGGUAUGAAGACAUCAGAAAAGAGAUUGAGCUCGGCAAAUGUGUCAGUAUCAGACGGAAUAGAUCCAAAAUAUCGAGCAAUGUGUAUAGUCCAGGGUAUGGAUCAACCAACUUCCCCUCGGUGGCUUCGACCCCUGAGUCUGCAACUAACCAGGAUAUUAAUUCUGAUGAAUCUACAAUGGUUAUCAAUUUUAACACGGACACUAUGAAAUUUCUAAAUGACAUUGAGAGCCAUGGUAACGAUAUGGGAAACUAUCAGUGGAUUCCGAUAAGAACAGGAUCGUUUUCUUACCAACAAUCAUCUCCUUUGAUUCAGCAUAAAGUGUUUCCUCGCAUUCAAAACUGGAAGGAGCUUAUGAGUAAAAUUGUAGUCUCAAAUCUCAUUCACAUUGACUAUAUUUUGAACAACGUCGGACAAGCACUUAUACUUUCAAUUUACUUUAUCUACGUUCCCAGUCACCCAUCGUUAUUUACCAAGAUUGUUGUGUAUUUCGGUUCAAAGUCAUUCGCAAAUUUCCUACUGUCGGUAGUCAUACCAUUCUUCGUGAUACGAGCAUUGUUCUUCGUGUUUUUAUACACAUGGAAAGACAUGUCAGUGAGCGUUUACAAUGCUGGUUCAAGUUCACAAGAACAGCAGCACCCUUCACGUAGUCUGAAUACAGAAUUUGCCUACGAUACUAUAAACACCCCAUUGAUGAUGCAGACUUCUGCACCACCAAACUUAACUUCUAUUCGCUCCGUAAGUCCCGAGAACGUGCUGCUGUACCAUUCGAUACACCCUCCUGUCGAUGUAAAUCUUCAAACGGACGACAGCAAGCUACUCCGAUUGUCCCGUCGGAUCGUCAAUUUUUGGCAAAAAAGCUCAACGAACCCAUGGUUCGUGCCUAUUGGUUUGACAUGUUGGUCAAUUACAGUAUUCGUAAUAGCAAUGCUUGCAACUGUGAAGUUUGAUUCAUGUCACAAUUGA